CUUUCCCAACAAACAUCACAUACAAUUAGAUGGAAAUACUUUUUUCCUUCAGAUGUAUUGCCUCAAUCAUUUAAUCCUGAAAACAUUGCAGGCAAAUACAUAGUCGAAAAUCAUGAAGAAUGUGUGAGCGUUGCAUAUGCUAACAUUAUUGAUAAUGGAAGACCUAAAUGGGAAUUUAAUAUAACUAGCAUUCCUAUAUGUAAUCCUCACUGCAUAAUUUCUGUUAGCGUAAAUCGUAGUCCAAAAAGAACCAAAGACUUUAUCCAUUUUGGAGCAGAAAGCAUAGAAUAUAAUUCAGUCACUGGAUUAUUUAAUAUCAAAAUGGAGAUGAUCGUUCUUUAUUCUUCUAAGUCAGUAAAAUUUAAACACUUAGGUAUAUCAGGAAUUAACAUUAAAAUCAGAAAUACUUAUCUCAUAUCAGGGAUUGUUAAAUUCUCUGAUUUCGGUAAAAUGAUGAUAGAGGCUACAAAUAUCAAUUAUGAAAAGAUCUCAAACAGUAAUUUCAACAUGCCUGAAACCUCAUCCAAUAAUAUAACAAAGAUUCGCUCAAUUAUAGAUAUUAUCGCAGAUGAUGCUGAAUCCAGAACUAUAUCGACAUCCCAUAAUCAAUCUUCUGACUACAGCACCGUUGUAACAACUACGUCAUCUAAGACCUUUCCUGCUUUUACAAUCUCGAAUACAAAUACGAAUACAACUUUCAAACAAACGAACUAUUCGAACUUGGACAAUGAGAAUAACAGUGAAGGAGAACAAACUAAAAACGAUGAAAAAAAGAUAAUACUAUCUGAUGAGUGUGCAAAUUCAAUAGGGGAAAGCGAAGAACAGGAUGAUGAAGAACAACCUAAAAAGAGAAAACGAAGUACUAGA
Molecule: messenger RNA, 867 nt
Organism: Racocetra fulgida
Lineage: Eukaryota; Fungi; Glomeromycota; Glomeromycetes; Diversisporales; Gigasporaceae
Source: the annotation of a GenBank genome assembly